AUGCAAUCCUACAGCGGUUUUUCCCAGUUUGGCAACCCAGUCCGCGUGGCCUCCAUGCCGAUGGCAGGUCCUCACAGCGCAGCACAGCACUCGGCUCAACGUCCCAAAGAACGGGGCCAGUGGGCAAACAAAGUCGAGUUUCUUCUGACUGUAGCUGGCGCUAUUAUUGGACUAGGAAAUGUCUGGAGGUUUCCGUAUCUGUGCUACAAGAAUGGUGGAGGAGCGUUUUUUGUGCCAUACCUGCUGUACCUGGUGACAUGUGGGAUUCCGCUGUUUGUGCUGGAGACAUCCCUGGGCCAGUACACCAGCCAAGGAGGCAUUACCUGCUGGAGGAAAAUCUGCCCACUGUUCGAGGGUAUGGGAUACGCCAGCCAGUUAAUUAUCAUCUACGGAAGCAUCACCUACAUCGUCAUAAUGGCGUGGGCUUUUCUCUACCUCAUAUCUUCAUUCAGUUAUGAGCUGCCCUGGGCCACCUGUAAGAACUCCUGGAACACAGAUUCUUGUCAAAUCCUUGGCAGGACUAAUGGCACAGAGGAACUGCCCAAUCUUCUUAAUGCUUCUUCUUCUGUUAUGGAGUUUUGGCGCCGCAGGGUUCUCAGGUUGUCCAGCGGGAUAGAGAAUCUGGGCAGCGUGCAGUGGGAUCUGGCUCUGCUUUUGCUCCUGGUCUGGAUCAUAGUGUACUUCUGCAUCUGGAAAGGAGUCAGGUCCACUGGCAAAGCGGCCUACUUCACGGCUACCUUCCCAUACGUUAUACUGUUGGUAUUGCUACUGAGGGGAGUGACUUUGCCUGGGGCCACGGACGGUAUCCGUUUCUACAUGUAUCCCAACAUAACACGGCUGGCUGAUCCACAGGUUUGGAUGGAUGCUGGGACCCAGAUUUUCUACUCGUAUGCCAUAUGCCUGGGUUAUCUCACGUCACUUGGCAGCUACAACAAAUACAACAACAACUGUUACAGAGAUUCUUUCCACCUGUGCCUGUUGAACAGUGGCACCAGCUUUGUGUCUGGAUUUGCCAUUUUUUCUGUGCUGGGACACAUGGCCAAGACACAGGGUGUGGACAUUUCUCUGGUGGCCGAGUCUGGUCCAGGGCUGGUAUUCAUUGUGUACCCUCAGGCCGUGAACCUGCUACCCUUCCCCCAGCUCUGGUCUGUGUGUUUCUUCAGCAUGAUCAUCCUUCUGGGCUUGGACAGUCAGUUUGUGGGGCUGGAGAGCCUCAUGACCUCUGUGACGGACGUGUUUCCGGACAUGCUCAGACGAGGUUAUCGUAGGGAACUGCUCCUGCUGAUGCUCUGCUCCUGCUCUUUCCUACUGGGCCUCUUCUCUGUGACUGAGGGCGGUCUCUAUAUCAUGCAGCUUUUUGACCACUAUGUGUGCAGUGGUGCCACUCUCCUGUUCCUAGCCAUAUGUCAGGCUGUGGCCAUCGCCUGGGUCUAUGGUGCUGAUCGCUUCUUUGACAAUAUCGAGGACAUGAUUGGCUACCGGCCUUGGCCUUUUGUCAAGUACUGCUGGCUGUAUGCAACUCCCAGCAUUUGCCUGGGAACUUUUAUCUUCUCGUUGGUCAAGUACAGUCCUUUGAAAUUCAACAACACAUAUAUGUAUCCGUGGUGGGCGUAUGGGCUUGGCUGGUUCCUUACUGGUUCUUCGCUGUCUCUCAUCCCCAUCACCAUGAUCUACAAAUUAUACAUAGGCAAAGGCACCUUCAUGGAGCGCCUACAGGUGCUGUGUUCACCUGCCUCUGACCUUCCUGGGGCUGAUAGACAGCUAAAUCAACUCUACCCAUUGUCACACCCUAAGGAGGAGGAGAAAUGCAUUCAAAGCCCAUAG
Chanos chanos (milkfish) is the source of this 1824-nucleotide messenger RNA. It is a transcript of the gene slc6a11a, whose product is annotated as solute carrier family 6 member 11a. Gene Ontology annotation, cellular component: plasma membrane; cell projection. The record is from RefSeq and is a predicted model, not a curated record. The transcript is spliced from 15 exons. Lineage: Eukaryota; Metazoa; Chordata; Actinopteri; Gonorynchiformes; Chanidae. Gene Ontology annotation, biological process: nitrogen compound transport; sodium ion transmembrane transport; amino acid transport. The coding region runs from base 1 to 1824 and encodes 607 amino acids. Gene Ontology annotation, molecular function: gamma-aminobutyric acid:sodium:chloride symporter activity.